Molecule: messenger RNA, 1132 nt
Organism: Galeopterus variegatus (Sunda flying lemur)
Lineage: Eukaryota; Metazoa; Chordata; Mammalia; Dermoptera; Cynocephalidae
Gene: UNC119
Product: unc-119 homolog (C. elegans)
Exons: 5
Coding region: 104-541 (145 amino acids)
Biological process (GO): lipoprotein transport; positive regulation of protein tyrosine kinase activity; mitotic cytokinesis
Cellular component (GO): spindle pole; spindle midzone; intercellular bridge
Molecular function (GO): lipid binding
Source: RefSeq, a predicted model, not a curated record
GCCGGAGGACGUGCUGGGGCUGCAGCGGAUCACGGGCGACUACCUGUGCUCCCCUGAGGAGAAUAUCUACAAGAUCGACUUUGUCAGGUUUAAGAUUCGGGACAUGGACUCAGGCACUGUCCUCUUUGAAAUCAAGAAGCCCCCGGCCUCGGAGCGGUUGCCCAUCAAUCUGCGGGACCUGGACCCCAAUGCUGGGCGCUUUGUCCGCUACCAGUUUACGCCUGCCUUUCUCCGCCUGAGGCAGGUGGGAGCCACGGUGGAGUUCACAGUGGGUGACAAACCAGUCAACAACUUCCGCAUGAUUGAGAGGCACUACUUCCGCAACCAGCUACUCAAAAGCUUUGACUUCCACUUUGGCUUCUGCAUCCCCAGCAGCAAGAACACCUGCGAGCACAUCUACGACUUUCCCCCUCUCUCUGAGGAGCUGAUCAGUGAGAUGAUCCGCCACCCAUAUGAAACACAGUCUGACAGCUUCUACUUCGUGGAUGACCGGCUGGUAAUGCACAAUAAAGCAGACUAUUCCUACAGCGGGACACCCUGACCCCCAAAAUCACCCCUACCCCAGGAGGCUCUGGUCCUGAGCCCUGAGCUAUGAUCUCAACACUCACCUCUCAACCCAGGUUUUCAGCUUGGGGAGUGCUCCAGGAGCCCUGGACCCUGAGUCAAUGUUGGGAUGAAGGGGGCUUGAUGUCCCCAGUACAAGCCAUGAAGCCCAUGGGGCCUGGCGCGUGGGAUAGGGUGGUAGGGGGGCUGUUUGCCUCCGUGUCCAAGAGGGCACCCUGUGAGAGGAGCAGCCAGGACUUCAGGACAGCUUAGCUGAGACUUCUUGGUCCCGUUUCAGAAUAGUGUUCUCCUGUCCAGGCUGUGACUAGGUCAAGGCAGGGAUCCAUUCUCUGUUCCCUGCCACCUCCAGGCCAUUUAGAGUUGUAUUCAGACAGAGAUUCAUGGUGGGGUCUGGCUGCUAAGCUUCCCAAAGGAGUCUGGGCCCUGGCCCCACCCCUAGCCUCCCCGAUCAGGAGCCGAGACACUGCCUGAGGUGUGGGAGGGACUGGCCCAAAUUGCAGCCUGUGGUAGGAGUUGGACCAACUGUAUAUAGUUUUCAAUAAACUUUCUCUUUUUCUGGUCUCUGGCA